Messenger RNA from Styela clava, 5238 nucleotides. Its product is annotated as hepatocyte growth factor receptor-like. Gene Ontology annotation, cellular component: plasma membrane; signaling receptor complex. The record is from RefSeq and is a predicted model, not a curated record. Gene Ontology annotation, molecular function: protein binding; ATP binding; transmembrane receptor protein tyrosine kinase activity. Lineage: Eukaryota; Metazoa; Chordata; Ascidiacea; Stolidobranchia; Styelidae. Gene Ontology annotation, biological process: cell migration; nervous system development; cell surface receptor protein tyrosine kinase signaling pathway.
UUCUCUGAAUACUUUAACAGAGACUAUUUACAUAUUUAGUUUAAUAGAUGGGAAAGUGCCUUAUUUUUUAUAUUGUUCAUUUGGAGUUACUUUUAUACCAUGUUUCGAGAUCAACAAAUGUGGAAUGUCCUGAUUUGACAAAUGUAGAUUAUGAUCAAACUUAUAUCUCUCAUGUUGAGAGCUUUAGCAGCCAUGAAGGACUGAAUUCUAUGGUCAUGAAUGGUGAUCAUGGCUCGGUAUAUCUGGGGGCAUUUAACUCAAUACAUCACCUUGCAAAGAAUUUGUCACAUAUAAGGACUUACUAUUAUGACUUCUAUAAAGAUGCUGUCAAUAUCAGGUUUCUGCUCAUAGAUGAUGUUAACAAUGUUCUCAUUGCUUGUGGGGAUAUGCACAACGGAUUGUGCUUUCGUCAUGCUUUGGAAAAUAUAAGGCACAAUGUUACCUUAUUGAAGGAUUUUGAAGAGACUUCAGCUUCGUAUAUUAUGAGCAUAAAUGGAUCGACUGUUGGUCUAGUUUCAAGUUAUCAGAAUCAAACAAGAUUUUACAUUGCUCGAACACUCGAUGCAGGUUUUGAUUAUCAAUAUCAGCAAUCAAUCUCAACUAAAGUUUGGGAUCAAGAUCUCACUGGUUUUAGGUUACUUUAUAACCAAACUGCUGAAUCAGAAUUUGCAAUACGAUCAGAGUUAUCAGUAUCUGAAAAGUUUGUAAACACUUAUGUUAUAGAUUAUAUAUAUGCUUUUCUCUACGAUGGAUUUUCAUAUUUUGUAACCAAACAACCUAGGAAGAUUAACUCGAAAACAAACGAAAUUCGACUUGUUCGUGUAUGCCAAAAUGAUGUCGGUUACUUCAGUUAUAUGGAGCUGACACUGAUUUGCAAAUCCGAUAGUAGGAAAUUCCGCAACCCAAUAGAUGGUUACGUAGCAAAUGUUUCGACUGAUUACAUAGCUCGAAAUAAAAUGAGCAAUUCUGAUUCAAACACUGUCCUUUUCCUGCUCUGUGGAUUGGAUGACGACGGAAAAUCAAAUAAAUAUGCCGUAUGUAAAUAUUCCAUGAGCGAAUUAAAUGCAGCUUUUGAUAAAGCGUUUGCUAAAUGCAAGUCUGAGCGUGGCAAUCGUGGACUGGAAUUUUUUUCCAACGGCGAAGAAAAUUACUGCGGAAUAGGAGGAAAUGGUACCAUGGGUGAUGUUUGUCCCAAGGUUCCGUCGGGUACUGACCAUAUCCAUUCCCAGGAAAAAUUUGUGGGGAAAAAUAUUUUAUUAAAUAGUAAAGGCGAAGAUCUGUCAACUCUUGUAUCGGCACCUUCUUCUUUAGCUGUACUGGUCUAUGGCAGCAGUACAAUAUUAGCAAUGAGCUUUAUAUCUGGUGAUAUUGGUGUUUACCACAUUGGUGCCUACUACAAACUAGGUGUCCCAAACAUCGUUGUUAAAAUUACUGAUAAACCUUUCACCAAGCAUAUGGAAGUACAAAAAUCCGAAAUAUAUGCAAUGACAUUUUCUUCAGUUUAUAAAAUAUCUUUAAAAGAUUUUUGUACUGUCAUACCCACAUGUAGACAGUGUGUUAUGACAGAUUUCUUAGGUUGUGGAUAUUGCAAUGGCCGAAAUUGCACAACAAAAAAUGCAUGUAACGAAUUGAGUGGCAAUUGGAGCAACAAAACAUGCCCCCCUAUCGUUACGUCAGUUACACCACAUUCAGGACCUGUAGAGGGAGGAACAGAUAUUACCAUAUGUGGGCAAGCAUUAGGGCACACUUCUCGGCAUCCACAAAUUGUGUCAGUACGCAGUGUCUCUAUGGGUAGUUCGGCAAGUUGCCUGACAACGAACAAGGAAAAUUAUAAUAAAUUGAUAUGCAAAACUAAAACAAGGUUAAAUUCUACUGGAGAUAUCGAGAAUAUCACCACACCUAUGUCCAUGCAUAUUUUUGCUGCACUUCCACCAUUUGAAUCUGAUUUUGAUCAUUUUGAAAUAAAUAAAACUCUUUCACUUGGAGCUUUCACUUUUAAGAUGAUUGAAUUGUUUGGAUUUCACCCCAUCAAAGGUCCUGAGAGAGGAGGUACAAAAGUUACGAUUUUUGGUAAUAAUCUUGACAUUGGAAGCAAGGCAGAAUUAUUGAUUGGAAGCUCACAGUGUGCUAUCAUGUCUCGUAAUUCAUCUCAAAUUCAAUGCAAGACAUCUUCUUAUCAACACAACACAGCAAGAUCAAUUGCUGGGGCACCAUCAGUAAAAAGCGAAAAUAAAGUGAAAGUUGUGAUAGAUAAUGCAGUAAAAUUUGCAGAUGAUCAAUUUUCAUAUAUGCCGAAUCCAAAUGUAUCUGUUCCUAAAGUCCCAUUCCGAAGCAUAGCCAGUGGAGGCAUUCAGAUUCGUAUACCUGGGUCUAAUCUGAAUUCAGUUGCAAGUCCUCAUGUCACAAUAACAAUGAGAAGAUUGUCUAAAAAUAUUGACUGUAGCGUGGUGAAAGAUCCAAACAAAGAAGUGGAAUAUUUGGCAUUUUUCACACCACCAUUUACUCUAGUGACGGAGAAUUAUAGAGAAGGUAUGUUAACAAUCACACUUGAUGAGCAAGUUCUGGAAACACCUGGUAUUCAUGUAUAUCCUGAUCCAGUUUUUGAUGAAUUUGUAUAUUCAGAAUCAAAAGAAGUGUUUACCAUAGACAUCAAAGGGCAAGGUCUUGACAAUGGCUGUCAAACAUAUGUUGAAGAUUCCAAUUUGAAGUGCGAUUACCAGAUAUAUAUCGGCAAUUUAAUCUGCCCAGAUUUAUCAGUCAAUGAUGAAGCACUGGUUUGUAAAGCUAAAAGAUCAUACAUUGCGAAUAACACAGACAAUAAAGUUUUUCCUGUUACUGUUUAUAUGGGAAACCUGAAGAAACAGGUCGGAUUAAUUGAUAUAUCUCGUUCGAAUACUGGAACAAUUGUCGGUGUUAUCUGUGGAGUGCUGCUGACACUGCUGGUUAUUGGGUGUGUUUUUUUCAUCUGCAGAUGUAUCAAGAAGAAAAAGAAAUUGGUUUCAGCACCUGGCAAUAAUGGGAAUAAUCUUGGAGUACAUUAUACACAUCACAACGAACAUGAAAAUGAGCAACAUGGUAAUGAAGACAGAGUUCCACUCCUUAGUAUUAGUUCAAUAAGACAGAGAUUACCAUCGGAUUUAUUGAAUGAAAUCACACCUUUGCUUAUUGAGUCAUCUCAGCUUGAAUAUGACAAGGAUAAUAUUAUUGGCAAAGGGAAUUUUGGCAUGGUUUUUCAUGGAACUUAUUAUCCUGCUGAUGGUGUCACUGAUCGAGUGAGAGUUGCAAUUAAAACAAUGUCAAGAAUUGAGGAUUAUCAUUCUAUUGAACUCUUUCUCAAGGAAGCUCUUUUGAUGAAAGAUUUUGAAGAUGAACAUGUUCUAACCUUGAUAGGUGUUCUGCUAGAAGAUUAUUCCUCUCCAUUCGUUGUCUUGCCAUUCAUGAAGCAUGGGGAUUUACUGAUGUUCAUUCGAAAUCCUAGUAACAGACCUACAAUCAAAGAUCUCAUAGGAUUUGGUUUGCAAGCAUGUAAAGGAAUGAAGUAUUUAGCAUUUAAACGAUUUGUUCAUCGUGAUCUUGCUGCAAGGAACUGUAUGCUGGAUGAAGACUUUACUGUAAAGGUUGCAGACUUUGGUCUGGCACGAGACAUCUAUGAAAAAGAAUAUUACAAACCUCAUGAUAGAAUUGGAAGAAUGCCUGUGAAAUGGAUGGCAUUAGAGAGCUUACAGCAACAGAAAUUCAACACAAAAACUGAUGUGUGGUCGUUUGGAAUUCUGAUGUGGGAAUUGCUUACACGAGGUGUUACUCCUUAUCCAGAUGUCGAUGCAUUUGAUGUGUGCGACUAUCUACUUGAUGGACGUCGAUUAAAACAACCUGAAUAUUGUCCUCAUGAACUAUACAAAAUCAUGUUGCGAUGUUGGGCUCCCAGUGCCAAUGACAGACCAACAUUUGAGGAACUUGUUGACUUGAUAACUGUAAUUCACAUGAAUGUCCAUGGUGUGCACUAUCCAGGACUGGAUAUAACCUAUGUUAAUCUGGAUCAUCAUCCAUACCCAUCCAUGCUGAGAACCUCGGAAAGUGCAAGCACAGGAGACUCUGUAUUUUCUCCAGAUUCUGGACUUCACAAGCCAAUUUCAGCCAUUACUGAAAAGGAUGAAGAAGGUUACCUUGUGCCAUCAACAUCUGAAACUCCAAGUUUCCUCACUGGUGGUACAACAUCAUCACAUCGGAAUGAAUCCAAGGAACAAGCAAUAUCUGGCGUGUCUCAGAGUAGUCCUGGUGUUCUCAAUAAAUCACCCAUGCACCAUCAUGACAAACCUGCAGAAAAUACUUACGUUGAUCAAUCGAAGGGAGCUUCAGCUAAUCCUUCCGUUAGUGCUUUAAAGCAGUCUUCUUUCGUUGUCCCUGAUUCCCCGGUAACCUCAAGGCCUCGUUUGAAAGAAAGUAUGCCUCAAGAACCCAUGUAUGUCAACGAAACUGAUAGUACUGAAGAUAUCUCAAAAAAUCUGCCUUCAAAUAGUUACUACAAUGUCAAUGAUAUGGAAGAUGGUUUAAUAUCAAAUCCUACAUAUGCAGAAGGUGGUGAUCAGCUUUUCAAACCAAAAAAUCGUAACAACGGAAAUAAUCGCGAAUGAAAUCUAUGCUCAGACUUCUUAUAAGUGAAAUAGUUCGUAGACAAUGUGUCUUUGAUGUAUUUGUAUACUAUAUCAAUCAUCUUAAGGGGCUCUGUACCGUCAUCGAGGUAGUAAUAUAAGUUCAUUUUAUAAAGCAAUAUAUAUAUAUAUCUAUAAUUUAUCAUGUAAAUUCAUCAUUAUGUAUAUGUUUACUAAAAUGACACAAAUUAUUUGCACAUGCCUCAAGUGCCUUGGCAAUUUCACUACGUCCACAUCCGAAUCCAGCAGUAAAAUGAAAUUUUCCAACUUUUUUCUACUAUGCCGGUACAUGAAGAUCAUUUUCUAAUUUCAGUAUUCAACUUUUCGUAAAAUAUUACUGAAGUUAUUUGAUAUAUACAACUAAUUUUUUUGUAGUUAAAUAAUUUAUAAGUGUCCAAAUAAUGGUGCUUUUUUGUAGGUGUUUCAUUUAAUUUUUAAAUGUCGAAGUGACUCUGCCAUAGCAAAAUAACUUUUCACUUUUAGCACACAUUGGUGCAAAAAUACACCUAUGCAUUUUUCGAGAGAUUGCGAAAGGGCAUUUUUUAAUAUGACAAAAACAUCAAAACAUAAAUAUAAACUCAGCAAAUUG